Molecule: messenger RNA, 1100 nt
Organism: Rhipicephalus sanguineus (brown dog tick)
Lineage: Eukaryota; Metazoa; Arthropoda; Arachnida; Ixodida; Ixodidae
Product: venom protease-like
Exons: 9
Coding region: 69-1100 (343 amino acids)
Biological process (GO): proteolysis
Molecular function (GO): serine-type endopeptidase activity
Source: RefSeq, a predicted model, not a curated record
GCGGGAAGCCUGACGUCCUAAACUAUAUUGUUAAUGGGAAACCAGCCGAAGAAUACCAGUUUCCGUGGAUGGUUCACCUGCAUAUGCAUCUUCCUGGCGAUCCAAGUAUUUACGUAUGUGGCGGAACCAUCAUAACGAAGCUUCACGUGCUGACAGCGGCGCACUGUUUCGAAGCGGAUGGUCAGGAAAUAAUCAGCAUAGACGUACUCUACGGAAAUAUUGACUGGCGUAGAGCCAAAACGGUAAGAGGCGUGAAGAAGCUGGGACACGCAGACUACAGCUCCUUCACAAACCGUAACGACAUUGGGGUCGUAAAGGUGGAGCAACCGUUCACAAUGGAUAAGAGUGUCAGGCCAAUAUGUCUUCUCCUGAAUCCCGCGAACAUCAUCAGCAUCGAGGCCUUGGUCGCAGGAUGGGGACGCCAGUACGAAGGGGACAAGACGCAAACGCACUACCUCCGUUACACGUCAGUAAGAGUUCUGCCACACGAAUACUGUGAAAGGGUGUACCCUCUCGAGUACCACGAGGCUUUGAACUACUGUGCGUAUCAAAAGGGCACGGACACCUGUCAGGGUGAUUCUGGAGGGCCGCUAUUCGCCAAGAGCACGAGCGGUACGUACGUCCAAGUUGGAGUAGUUUCUCACGGAAUCGGCUGCGCCCAAGAAGGUGCGCCUGGAGUCUACGCACGGGUGGACGCAUACGCUCCGUGGCUGACAAAGGCUGUGGCCUCCGACGAAGGCUACAGUGACCUUUCCGUGGCGCCUCUGCAGGAGAGCAUACCGAAUCCAGAGGGCAACACGUCGCCUCUGGGCAACACAGAAAUUGCCGCAAUUUACGUUAUCCACGGCCACGCCGACAUACGCUGGGGCGCCAGGGUCAGAGUUGAAAAGGUUCUGCGACAUGCGGAGUACGACGACAAGUUGAUAUUCAACGACAUCGCUGUUCUGCUGGUGGAAAAGCCAUUCCGAUACGGAACGGAGGUCAAGCCCAUAUGCUUCCCUACGAAACCACUGAACGCCUACAACAAGAAUGCAGUCAUCGCUGAACUGCAAGACGUCCUGGUUAAGGAACCAACAAAAAAUCCCGCCAUCUCCCCGUAA